AUGUCUUCUGUCGAAGAAUUGACUACCCUUUUUGCCAAUGCUGGUUUCGAAGAUGCCAAAGUGAAAGAAAUCACCAAAAAUAAAAAAGUUUCAGAAUCCUUAUCUGCUUUGAUAAAGGAGGCUCCAACUGAAUAUACAUGGAACAGAUCUACCAGAGCAUUAGUUCAUAAUUUAGCAUCCUUGGUCAAAGGUACUGAGGUGCCAGGCUCUAAUUUAAUUGUUGAAGGUAUCUGUAAAGAGGAUUUAAAAACUAAUUUACAAAUCUCUGCUGCUUUCAAGUAUGUUAAAGAACAUGGUACGGCUACUACUGUUGCUGGCUUGAAUGAAAAUUCUGGUGUUGGCAUUGAAGUCACUGAAGAUCAAGUUAGAGAAGAAGUUAUUAAAUAUAUUGAAGCUAACAAAGAAAAGAUCUUACAAGGACGUUAUUCAUUAGUUCCAGGUAUUUUUGCUGAUAUUAAGAAUCUACCUGAAUUGAAAUGGGCUGAUCCACGUUCUUUUAAACCAAUAAUUGAUCAGGAAAUUUUAAAAGUCUUGGGUCCAAAGGACGAAAGAGAUUUAGUUAAGAAGAAGAAAGGUGGUGAUGCUAAGAAGAAAGGAUCUAAUGGGAAGAAAAAUGAUAAAAAGGAGAUUGAAGAAACUGGACCUAAGAGAACUAUGUUCAAUGAAGGGUUCUUGGGUGAUUUACAUAAAGUAGGUGAAAAUCCACAAGCUUUCCCAGAAUUAAUGAAAGAACAUUUAAAGAUUACAGGUGGCAAAGUUCGUACCAGAUUCCCACCUGAGCCAAAUGGUUAUUUACACAUUGGUCAUUCUAAGGCUAUUAUGGUUAACUUUGGUUAUGCUAAAUAUCAUGAUGGUGUCUGUUAUUUAAGAUUUGAUGACACCAAUCCCGAAGCAGAGGCUCCUGAAUAUUUCGAAUCUAUUAAGAGAAUGGUUUCCUGGCUAGGUUUUAAACCAUGGAAAAUUACUUAUUCGAGUGAUUAUUUUGAUAAAUUAUAUGAAUUAGCAGAAGUUUUAAUCAACAACGAUAAAGGUUAUAUCUGCCAUUGUACUGCAGAAGAAAUUAAACGUGGCCGUGGUAUCAAAGAAGAUGGUACUCCUGGGGGUGAUCGAUUUGCUUGCGUUCAUCGUAACAGACCAAUUGAAGAAAAUCUAAAGGAAUUUAGAAGUAUGAGAGAUGGUAAAUAUCAACCAGGUGAAGCUAUCUUAAGAAUGAAACAAGAUUUAACUUCUCCAAGUCCACAAAUGUGGGAUUUAAUUGCUUAUAGAGUAUUAAACGCACCACAUCCAAGAACUGGUACUAAGUGGAAGAUUUAUCCAACUUACGAUUUCACCCAUUGUUUGGUUGAUUCUUUUGAAAAUAUUACCCAUUCAUUAUGUACUACAGAAUUCUACUUAUCAAGGGAAAGUUAUGAAUGGCUAUGUGAUCAAGUUCAUGUCUUUAGACCAGCUCAAAGAGAAUAUGGUCGUCUAAAUAUUACUGGUACUGUAUUAUCUAAAAGAAAAAUUGCUAAAUUAGUGGAAGAAAAAUAUGUCAGAGGUUGGGAUGAUCCAAGAUUAUUUACUUUAGAAGCUAUUAGAAGACGUGGUGUCCCACCUGGCAGUAUUUUAUCAUUCAUUAAUACUUUAGGUGUUACCACAAGUACAACCAAUAUCCAAGUUACCAGAUUUGAAAGUGCUAUUAGAAAGUACCUAGAAGACUCAACACCAAGAUUAAUGUUUAUUCUAGAUCCUAUUGAAGUUGUUGUUGAUAACUUAGCUGAUGAUUAUGAAGAAUUAGUAUCCAUUCCAUACAGGCCAGCUACUCCAGAAUUUGGUGAAAGAAAUGUUCCAUUUACCAACAAAUUCUACAUUGAAAGAUCAGAUUUUUCCGAAGAUUCUUCUAAUAAAGAAUUUUUCAGAUUAACUCCUGAUCAAUCAGUUGGUUUAAUUAGAGUUCCUUUUACAGUUUCUUUCAAAUCUGUUGAAAGAGAUUCAGAUGGUAAAAUUAUCAGAAUUCAUGUCAAUUAUGACAAUGAACCACAAGGAGGUAAGCCAAAGAAACCAAAGACUUAUAUCCAAUGGGUUCCAGUUUCUGUUAAACAUAAAUCUCCAGUUAAAGUUGCAGAAACUAGAGUUUACAAUCAACUUUUCCUAUCUGAAAACCCAUCAUCUAAUCCAAAGGGUUAUUUAGCUGACAUUAACCCAGAGAGUGAAGUUGUUUUCAGAAACUCUGUUAUUGAAAGUAAUUUUGAUCAUGUUAUUAAGAAUUCACCAUGGGUUGUUGAUUCUGUCAAAGACAAUGAAUUCUAUGUCGAAGAAGAUGUUAAAAGCAAGGAGAUUUGUAGAUUCCAAGGUAUGAGAGUCGGUUACUUUACGCUAGAUAAGGAAAGUACAGACGACAAGAUAAUAUUGAAUAGAAUUGUCAGUUUAAAGGAUAGCACUAAAUAA
Henningerozyma blattae CBS 6284 is the source of this 2427-nucleotide messenger RNA. RefSeq names its product glutamine--tRNA ligase (gene GLN4). Gene Ontology annotation, molecular function: ATP binding; glutamine-tRNA ligase activity. NCBI's taxonomy places the organism in Eukaryota, Fungi, Ascomycota, Saccharomycetes, Saccharomycetales, Saccharomycetaceae. The record is from RefSeq and is a predicted model, not a curated record. Bases 1 to 2427 code for a protein of 808 amino acids. Gene Ontology annotation, biological process: glutaminyl-tRNA aminoacylation; translation. The transcript has a single exon. Gene Ontology annotation, cellular component: cytoplasm; cytosol.